AACCCCUUGCAAACCCUUUCUUCACUAUCCGCUCUCUAGCAAUGGCCCUCUGCAAAUCCUCUCUCUUCACUCAUCUGAAAGCCUUCACAAGGCCUUGUCAAUGCUUCCGCCGUCGAUUCCCUCCUUCUUUUGUAUCUCUCCGUUUACUUUCAUUCGCCACACCAGAAGAAGCGGCCGCUGAGCGUCGUCGUCGUAAGCGCCGUCUGCGCAUCGAGCCACCUCUGAGUCCCAAUCGUCCCCAGCCUCAGCAACAACCUCGUGCUCCUCAACAAAACCCUAAUGCCCCCAAGAUUCCAGAAAACGUCUCUGUUCUCACAGGGAAACGCCUCGAUCUUCACAACAAGAUUCUAACCCUGAUCCGUGAGAAUGAUCUUGAAGAGGCGGCACUGUAUACUCGCCAUUCUGUUUACUCCAAUUGUCGGCCGACCAUAUUCACAUGUAAUGCAGUCAUGGCUGCUCAGCUCCGACAAUCUAAAUAUGCCGACUUGCUUUCGCUUCAUCGGUUCAUUACUCAGGCUGGAAUUGCAGCCAAUGUUGUUACCUACAAUCUCUUGAUGAGUGCUUAUAUGGAUUGCCGCAAAACAGAUACAGCCAUGGAACAUUACAAGCAGAUGACCAAUGAUGCCCCUUUUAAUCCUUCUCCGACCACUUACAGAAUACUGAUUAAGGGUCUUGUUGAUAACAAUAAAGUUGAAAGGGCAAUGGAUCUUAAAGACGAGAUGUUAGCUAAGGGUUUGGAUUCUGAUCCCCUUGUUUACAGCUAUUUGAUGUCGGGUCAGGCUAAAAACUCGAAUGUGGAUGCAAUCUUCUCCCUUUAUGAAGAACUGAAGGAGAAACUAGGUGAUUCCGUUACAGAUGGAGUUGUUUACGGCAGCUUGAUGAAAGGCUAUUUCAUGAAGAAUAUGGAAGACGAGGCUAUGGAAUGCUAUUCAACCGCUGUUGGAGAAACCUCCAAUGUCAAAAUGAGCGCUGUUGCAUUCAACAAUGUGUUGGAUGCGCUCUGCAAGAAUGGUAAGUUCGACAUUGCACUGAACGUGUUUGAUAAAAUGCUCAGGGAGCAUGAACCACCAAAGAGGCUAACUGUGAAUCUAGGUAGCUUCAAUGUAAUGGUGGAUGGCUACUGCUCAGAAAGAAGAUUUAAGGAAGCAAUCGAGGUUUUCAUUAACAUGGGUGACAAACGAUGCAGGCCUGACACUUUAUCGUACAAUAACUUGAUCGAACAUCUCUGUGGCAACAAUAUGUUGGUAGAGGCGGAGGAGCUGUACAAGGGUAUGAGCGAAAAGGGGGUAAAUCCAGACGAGGUUACUUUCGUUUUGCUGAUGGAUACCUGUUUUAAGGAGAAUCGACCUGACGAUGCUGCUGGGUAUUUCAGAACUAUGGUUGAUUCUAAGCUGAGGCCGAAUUUAGCAGUCUACAACAGGCUGAUUGAUGGGUUGGUUAAAGUUGGUAAAAUAGAUGAAGCCAAAUCGUUCUACGAUUUGAUGGCUGGGAAGUUGAAAAUGGAUGACAGCAGUUAUGAGUUCUUGAUGAAGGCUAUGUUUAAUGCUGGGAAGUCGGAUGAGGUUCUUGAGAUGGUUGGAGGGAUUCUGAGAGAUGAAGGAGUUGAUAUAAGCGAUGAACUGAGAUCGUUUAUUGAAGGAGAAUUGAAGGAAGGUGGUAAAGAUGAGCAUGCUUUAGGGAAGAUGAUAGAGGAGGUUGAAAGAGAGAAGGCUGAAGCUGCAGCUAUGGAGGUAGAAGCAGCUGAGAAAGCCAAGGCUAGUGCUAGAGCUGCGGUUGCUUCGUUAUUACCUUCAAAAUUAUUCGGGAAAAAGGAAGGCGAGGAGGAGGAGAAUAUUGAGAAAACUAGUAGUGAUGAUGAGACAGAGACAACAAAGGAGGAUAUUGUUGGAGAAAUUUCAGAUUCCACUAAAGGUUAAACAUGUUUUGUAUGAUAUUAUCUCUAAUUAAUGUGUCUUUAACUUGUUGAGAAUUAUUUGAAGACAGAUUCUUAUUUUCAUUAC
Molecule: messenger RNA, 2000 nt
Organism: Impatiens glandulifera
Lineage: Eukaryota; Viridiplantae; Streptophyta; Magnoliopsida; Ericales; Balsaminaceae
Product: pentatricopeptide repeat-containing protein At3g49240, mitochondrial
Exons: 1
Coding region: 42-1916 (624 amino acids)
Cellular component (GO): chloroplast
Molecular function (GO): protein binding
Source: RefSeq, a predicted model, not a curated record